Molecule: messenger RNA, 1340 nt
Organism: Tricharina praecox
Lineage: Eukaryota; Fungi; Ascomycota; Pezizomycetes; Pezizales; Pyronemataceae
Exons: 5
Coding region: 240-1310 (356 amino acids)
Source: RefSeq, a predicted model, not a curated record
GCAGACGUUCCGCUGGGCGGGACCUUGUACCUACAUACCGACGAGAUGGUGAUUCCAACUCCCGCUCCUUUCUCCGACCCAUAUUGUCGGUCGGUGAGGCGGACUCUUGCGGGUGGAUAAAAUCCCACUUUUCCGUUCCGACCCAGUGCAGCGGCGGAAUAUAUGUACGGGGGGCGGUCCCACCCCCCAUCCGCUCCCAGCGAAGAACAUUCGAUACGACGUUACAUGGCCAGAAAGCUAUGUUCACAGGCUUCUAUGCGCGUGAUGCACCGCCAAGCGGUAUACUCGACGCCGCCACCAUCGCAGCCCAAGGACUUCCGACCGACUCGCUUACGCCGCAGUUGACCAUCUCGGCGGGGAUACUGUCCGCCGUGGCGACGCUGAUCGUCCUGUUCCGCCUCUAUGGACGCGCCGUGAUCUUGAGGGUCGUCGGCUGGGACGAUUAUUGUGUCAUCAUUGCCGCCGUACUCGCUCUCGGCCUCACGGGAACAAUGUUCGCCAGCGCCCACUACGGUCUCGGCCAGCACGCCUGGAUGGUUGGAUACGCCAACAUCGAGAUGAUCCUGAAGUACGGCUACCCCCUCCACAUCCUAUACAUUCUCAGCCUCGGCUUCUCGCGGUCCUCGCUGCUCCUGCAACUCAUUCGGCUGGCGCCAACGCCGCGGCUGCGCAAGGCGUUCUGGUUUCUCUUCGGCUUCAGCACGUGUUUCACGCUGGCAGCCUUCCUCUCGCACGCGCUGAUCUGCAAGACGAAGCCGUACCUGUUCUGGGAGUCCAAGGACCCAACUGCAGACGUGCGCACGGGGCGGUGCAUCUCGUACGGCACGCUGCAGCUCGUCAUGGGCGUCAUCAACAUCUUUACCGACUUUGUCGUGUGGUUGAGUCCGCUGCAGAUUAUCUACAGCGUGCGCUUGCCCCGCUCGCAGAAGGUCGGGCUAUUUAUCGUGUUUGCGUUUGGCGGGUUGGUCUGGAUCUCUGCUAUAGUCCGCCUCUACUACGCCCGCGUGGCCGCAAAAAUGAUCAGCGAGAACAUAACCGUAGACCCAACCUACCGCGCCCUCCCCAUCGCCCUCUGGUCCAAUAUUGAAACGCACAUCGCCAUCAUCUGCUGCAGCAUACCGACGCUCCGGCCGUUCCUGAGACGACUGCUGCCGGCAAGCAUCAUCCCCACCAGCAGCUCCAGGUCCAGGUCCAGGUACAGGGCGAACGACCAGUCGUAUCCGUACGAGCUGGAAGGCGUCGAACAGUUCAAGAAACUGAAGCCCGAUAACACGGCCGGGACGUCGAGGGAGAGGGUCGUGGAUGUUUAGACAGGAGUACUUUGGUAGUCAGUGCGUAAU